GUCGCGGACCAUCCGUGGGACCACAGAGUGGAGGACCACCCCUGGGACCACAAGGCCGAGGACCACCGUUGGGAUCACAAAACUGAGGACCAUCUCUGGGACCGCAAGACCGAGGACCACCGCUGGGACCGCAAGACCGAGGACCAUCCUUGGAGCCACAGAGCGGAGGACCACCCCUGGGACCACCAGGUCGAGGACCAUCCCUUGGACCACAGAGCGGAAGACCACCCCUGGGAUCACAGAGUGGAGGACCACCCCUGGGAUCACAGAGUGGAGGACCAUCCAUGGGACAACAGAGUGGAGGACCAUCCAUGGGACC
Messenger RNA from Perkinsus marinus ATCC 50983, 319 nucleotides. RefSeq lists its product as hypothetical. The transcript has a single exon. Lineage: Eukaryota; Perkinsozoa; Perkinsida; Perkinsidae. The annotation marks the transcript as partial. The record is from RefSeq and is a predicted model, not a curated record.